AUGGCAAAGUGUUGCAUUUCAGGGGAAAAGUUCGUCAAUUUUGUGUUCAGUCCAUGUAUUGGGUUACUCGUGAGCGCUGAUGUAAAUGAGUUAUGCCUGAAAGAUAACUUGACAUUUGAAGAGUUAUUGAGACCAUUUAGCCAAUUGUCUAGAGAUGGUUUGUCUAAUGCUUUUAUUUCUCUAAAGUCUUCAGUAACGUUUAGGGACAGCAGUAAUGUUGUUCAUACUGUAAGGAAUUUACAGCUGAAGUUUUUUGAUGCCACUUCCACUCCGGCACAUAAUCGUGCUACUCAUUCUCUCUAUCAAUAUUUCGUCAGUGUUUGUUCUACGGAUAACACAAUCCGAUCUCAGAGAUUUUCUAACGGAAACCGGUCGGUGAUAGUUCCAACAUCUCUCCCAUGGUUUGAAGCAUGGAGGUACCUGUUCAUUACAAAUCUACGGUCACCAUACGAACAUGAGUUCCUCAACCACAAUCUGGCGUGUAUAUUUGUUAUAACAACUGGACAUCCGGAUCCAAUUCGUGGUUUCACUGAAUUGACUCAAAAUCAAUCCAUUCAACAACAUCAUUCAGGAAGUGGUUUUCCAUUCUGGUUUACAGAAAAUGUACUAAAAUUUUAUGUCUUGUUACACGAUGGUUCAUCAAAUAUUGGUCAAAGUUGUGUUGAUGGAAUAUUCAAUCAGGUGAAAACAACUUUUGGUGCAGGAAAUUGUCAUCUGUUGACAAUUUUUACACCAUUAGAAAACACUAAAAUACCAUCAUCAACAACAUUAUCGAGUAGUAAUAGUAAUACAAAUCUAUCAAAUAAUUUAUGCAGUAGUCAAAUCAAUGGACUGACAAGUCAAGUGAGUCACACACUACAGCCAGGUAAUGAACCACAAUCUGAUCCGUGGUUAAAUCAUCUGCUACCGCAUGGUUAUAGACCACAGUUGGAUCAAAAACUCUGGUUAGCUAAUAAUGAUCAUGAAGGAGGUAUGAUGACGAUGACAACAAUUAACCCGUCUCCUCCAACAUGUCAAUUAGUGAAUAGUAAUAUCAGUUUAAACAGUGAUCCAUUAAAUACUGCUCAAAGUGAAGUAGAAGAAAGUCAAACACUGGGACAAAAUAAAAUUUCACCAUACGGUACAACUUAUUUAUCAUCUGAAAAUGUCGCCUUCCAAUUGUACACAUUCCUGCCUCCACGGUAUUAUCAACCACAUGGUCAACACUUAACACAAGCUGAUCGAGAUCGUAUACGUAUGUUUGUUUAUGACUUUAGUGUUCGAGCCCUUUUACCCUGGGUAGAGAAAACAAUGCGUAAUCUUAACGACCAGAUUGCACAUCGAAUGCGUCUUUCACGUUCAUUUUUCAGUGCCACAAAAAAGUUCUUCACUCAAGCAGUUGGUGGCGGUGGGGGUGGUGGUGCAGGUGGCACCAGUAGCACUGUGAUUAAUAAUACGCCUAUUGCUACGAAUACUUCUUCGUUGACAACCUCAAAAAUCUAUUCUAAUCCAUCGCCAACUGAUAUGUCGAUCAGUUAUACAAGUCAUCCUACAGACAUAUCUAAUCCAAUAACUGUCAAUGGUCCUAAGCUAGAGUUAUCGUCACCAGGAACAACACCAUUGCCUUCCCAGGCAACAGCAGCAGUCAGUAGUAGUUCAACAGUUGUUUACAGUCCAGAUUCUCCAGAAGCACAAAUGCGUCGUUUAGCUGAUUUAGCCUUUUUAUUUCAACAAUAUGAAGUUGCCUAUCAAACGUAUAAUGUAUUAAAACGUGACUUUCAAAAUGAUUCCGCUUGGUUGCACUAUGCUGGUGCUCAGGAAAUGUCAGCCUUGUCUAUUUAUCUACAAGGCAGCACAAGCCAACGUCAAUAUCCAUUUCAUUUGAUGGAUUCAGCGGUUACCACUUAUCUUCAAUCUCAUUUAUAUCCAGAGCUCGCUUUGCGGUCGACAUUGUUGAAUUUUGAAGCAUUGUGUAGUCGAGGUUUAUACAAUGAAGCUGCAAUGGCACUGAUUAGACUGACAUCAGAUGAGGAUGAUCUUGUCAGUGGUCUGCUAAUUGAACAAAUUGCUCAUUGUGUUCUCUGUUUGAAGCGUCCAAUGUUAAGGAAAUUUGCAUUUCGUAUGGCAUUAGCAGCACAUCGAUACAGCCGUGCUAAACAGCCCCAUUUAGCUAUACGUAGUUAUAAAUCAGCUAUGCCUAUUGUAAUGGGUCAUGGAUGGAGUUUACUGGAGGACCAUAUUAAUUUCAAUGUUGGUAGACAAGCUUACCUUAUUGAUGAUUUGAUUGGAUCUACUAAAGCUCUAGCUGAAACAUUGAAUGCUUCUAGUCGACAGUCUGCGGAACGUCAGCUGUUCUUUGUUAAAGAAUAUUUAACAGUAUUGACCAAGGUAUUAUCCACCGGUGGAUACUCUGAAAAUCAUCUUUCAAUAGAACAAAAAGCUUUACCGGAAUUCCCUUUGCCUAUUAUUGAUCUGCAUAAUUUUAAAGUGAUGAUUGGAAAACCAUCACAACACCAUCAACAACAAGCUGAUAAUAAGCAUGUUCAAAGAGAAUCAUAUCCUGAUUUAUAUAUUGAGGCUCGUGGUAUACAGUUUUCUGAUGCAGAAGAUGAAGACAAUGAGGACGAUGGCGAAGGAGGAGGAGGAGAAGAAGGUCUCAGUAUAGAUGAAGGAUUAUUAGACUCUACUGAAUUACAAUUUCAACAAUUCACUAAUCAAUAUCAUAAAUGGAUGGAGGCAACUGAUGUUAGCAGUAGCGAUGAAAGUUCACUGGAUGACGAUAACGAUGAAGACCCAGAAAAUAGCAACAAAUCUUGUAAUCCUUUUCAAAAUAAUAAUAAUAAUAAUGAGGAUGAUUUAAAUUAUACUGUAACACGUAGAAAAGUUAUAUCACCACAAACUAUGAUUUCUCGUAGGUUGGAGUAUAUUCUAUUGCAGUCAGCCUGUCAUUCUAAAAUAUGUGGAUUACCAUUUAAACGGGAUAAAAUUAUCUUCACAUCGAAGUCCAGAUUGAAAAAAACACCAUCAGUUCCUGUUGGAGAACAUUUAACUGUACAGAUGACACUUAUUAAUCCUAUGCGUAUUCCAUUGGUCUUUACCAAUGUACACUUAUUAUGGGUAUUCACAUUGGGGAGUAAUUCACCUAUAACAACAACAACAACAGCAACGCCACCGCCAACAUCAUAUUCAACUGACGGUACUGUUGAUAAAUCUAUUCUACAAAAUCAACAUUCCAAUUCUACUACAGAUAAAUUAAUCAGUAUAACAAAUGAAAUCGUUAAUCAUUCCAAUCAGUAUUAUCAUCAACAGAUACAACAACAAUUACAAUUAGUUAGUCAGUAUGUUUCUAGUCAAAUUCUUAAUGAAUUUAUUAUGCUGCCUGGUGAAAGAAAAAAUCUUCAGCUGAGUUUGGUUGCUAAACAAAUGGGUCAAAUCACUAUAACUGGUCUUGGAUUUGAAUGGAGUUAUUUAUCACCUCAUCAAAGUAAUUCAGACAGUAAUCAACAACAGCAACACUCACAAUUGAAUCAUGUUGUCAGUUUAUCAUCACAAAAUGGAUCAAUACCUAAUUCGUAUUCUCCAACUAAUCAAGUAGCAUACAAUUCACCUUUACAGAACAAUUUAUCUAUAGAUAAAAGUUUGACAAAGGCAAAUACUGUCUCUGAGACAAUGAUGAUGAUGACGAAUUAUACUAAUUCUACACUGCCAUUACAGUCCAAUCAAUCCAGUAAUAUGCUUACUAAAAAUCUCUCUAAUACUACUACUACUAUUACUCCUACUGCGGCUGCUACGCCUACUGGUGAACGUAAUUCUGUUAAAGGGAAAAUUUUAUUUAACAAGAAGCAAGUUGAUAAUAAAAAUAGAUCUCCAAUUAAACUGCCAUUGAAUUGGUCAGUAACACAUCCAGCUCCUGCAUUAAGAGUAUUUUUCAGCUCAUUUCCGAAUCAACUCUACGAAGGUGAAAUCUGUUGUAUUCAAAUAUCAUUAACAAAUAGUGGCUUAAUACCAUUGACAAAUUUACGUGUUGCAUCAAUUUGGCCAGGUUUAUUUGCAUUCGGGUCAAUAACUCCAACAACAACAACAACAAAAGUCUUUGAUGGUUCCAAUGAGCCUGUUCAAUACUUUUCAGUUCAACCUCUAAAACCUUGGAUUGACAUUCCAUGCAAUAGCUCCACUUUGAGCAGUAAAACUGACAACCCGCCGCUUCUUCUGAUGCCGGGUACAACUAUUUCACAAACAUUAUGGUUACGUGGUCCACACUUAACAUAUCCAUCUUCGCGUAGAGCGCAUAAAGAGUCACUAGCAUAUCGUCCUACUACUGCUGCUGCUACUACUACUGCUGUCUACGGAUCAUCCUCAAUAAAAUCAAUUGGCUCUUCUAACACCAGUGUUAGCAGUGGUUAUAGUUCAGUUAGUGGCGUCAGUGGUUCUGCAAAUACUUCUGUAUCUGCUAGUCCACCACCGCCAGCUCCACUGCUACCUCCUCCUCCUCCUCUUGCGAGUACUAGUGUUAUGCUUGUACCGCAUACACAGUAUAAAACUGUACAAGUAGUCUUCCAAUAUGAAUCUUCUAAUAGACUAUUGACAAAUCAAUCUCAACCAAUAGAACAGUCAAAACAGUUGAUUCCUGGCUGUCGUUAUGUUCGUCACCGUUGUGAAAUGGAAUUGAAACCCUCAUUACAUUUUCAAGCGAUAGCGAACUGUUUAAAUUCAACCGAUAUCAAUAAUCUCUUGAUUACUGUACAAAUUACAAAUGUUGUCAAUUCAGCUGUGCCUGUAACCUUCCAAAUAAUGCAAAUUUUAUGCAUUAGUCGUUACUGGACUAUAAAACCGAUCGAAGCUGACGCUAAUAUUGGCAUUACUCCUCGCCUACAAACAGGAGAGGUUAUAUCUCUACAUUUUAAGGCCACUCCAGUGAAAAUUGAUUCCACAUAUGCAAAUGGAAAAGAAAAGCAAGAGCAACAUGGCAGCAAUGAUUCAUUGAGGAAAUAUCUAUCCCAUAUUCAUUUCAACCAUGAUUUUAAUCAAUCGAACAGUGUGCAACAACAAAAUGGGGCAUUUCUUCCACAAACUACUCACGAUUUGCAAAAUUCAGUGGUGUCACCACAAUCCCAGGCAAUAUUACCACAUCAGUUGGAGUUCUUCUGUCGGUCUGGUAUAAAUUGGUGUACCUCAUCUAUUAAAUCAAAUGUAUCGGAUCUGAAUACAGAUUAUUGUAUAUCACCUUUGGAUAUCAAUCUGAUUAUAACAUGGAAGGGUUUGUCAGAUAUUACACCGAAUAGUAUUCACCAUCAACAAACUAUUUAUGGGCAAAGUCAUCUACGAAUUAAUCGAUUGAAUAUUCCUGUGCAAACACCAUAUCGACUCAACAAAAAUAAUGAUAAUCUAAUGAGUGAAAAAGUGAAUAACAGAAAAUAUCGAAAGACGAAGAGACGAGUACGCAAGAUGAAACAUCACCCAAAGAAAGAACAAGCAGGAGAAGAAAAGCAGGAAUUGGAGGAGCCCGAGUUUACAGAAUCUGAUCUAUCUAAUUUAGUUCAAUUUCGACUUGACUAUCCAAGACGUGUAUGUUUUGUAAACACAAAUGAUAACAUUCCUGAUGGCAGGCAUCAUAAUCUUCAUCAGAAUAUCAGUGACAUGAAUGAUAUACUAUCUCCUAUAGACCUGAAUUCUCACCCGUCGCCUCUAAUCCUUGAUGGUGAUCAAAAUCGUCUAUCGUGUAGACAGAUUAAGAGGCCUUUAACUGUUAUCUGUGUACAAGCUGAAGUAUAUAACUCCUCGAAAUGGCCAAUUAUUGUACAGUUGGAUAUGAAUAGAAAAGUGGAUAAUAAGUGUGAAUCAGUGUCCACGAGGUCUCAAUUGCCUACAUCGUCAUCGCUACAGCAUCAACAAAUUAAUCCUUUUAGGGUAUAUUCUUCUUCGUGUUCACCUCCACAUAUGGCUACAGAUAUUCGUGAAAAAUCCUCAGUCUCAUCACUUAUAUGGAUUGGUUUAACUAAACAUGAAUUCCAUCUUCAACCAUAUGAAACGAAGUUGUUAACACUAAAGGCAUUAGCACCACAUCCUGGAGUUUACAAUGCAUGCACAUUUACUGUGAAAGCAGCAGCCCUUUCGCCGCUAACCUGUGAUUCUCAUUCCACUAGAAACGAGAAAAAACAACAACAUUUAUUUAUUCCACAGAAUAUUUUUCCAUUGACUUCUAGUAAAAAUCAUGAUAUGUUGUACUUGAUCAUUGUAGAAUAA
This is a messenger RNA of Trichobilharzia szidati, 6222 nucleotides long. Lineage: Eukaryota; Metazoa; Platyhelminthes; Trematoda; Strigeidida; Schistosomatidae. The record is from the annotation of a GenBank genome assembly.